CAGCAAGAGCCGAUCCCUGCAGCAGCAGAGUACAAUCAGCCAGACUGCCUACUAGUUGCUGGGAGUGCGCGCAAUGGCGUCCGCUGCGAGGUUCCUGGCCGUGGUCAUGGCGUGCGCGCUCCUGGGCAGCAAUUCGUGCCACGCGGCGCGCCACCUGGCCGACACGACCGCGGCAGCCGCGGCUCCCGCUGCCGCCGUCCCAGGCCUCCCGGCCGUGCCCACCUUGCCGACGGUGCCCCAGAUGCCCGCGGCCACCGUGCCGCCGGUGACGCUGCCAUCCAUGCCGGCGGUUCCGGCGGUCACCGUGCCCCAGGUGGCGCUGCCGCCCAUGCCCGCCGUUCCGUCCGUUCCCAAGGUGGCGCUGCCGCCCAUGCCCGCCGUACCGUUCGUGCCCAAGGUGGCGCUCCCGCCGAUCCCCGCCGUCCCGUCCGUGCCAAAGGUGGCGCUGCCGCCGAUGCCCUCGAUCCCGAACGCCAACAUCCCCAUGCCGUCCCUGGCGCCGCCCCCGUCGGCGUAGGGAGGAGCGCUCGCCGCGGCCGCGCGCGGCGUGCGAUGCCGAUGCCAUGGCCGUGCCCAUCGUCCGGCGGCCGGUUUGGUUGCGUGGUGGGUUCGCGUGAUCACUGGCUGCUAGCUCUUUUGUUUGCGUGUCUGGAGCACGCGAGUAUUUUUGUUUCUGUUGAAGACUUGAAGUGCCGUGCCAUUGUUCGUAUGGACACAUUUUUUUUAGGGGUGUUCGUAUGUACAUAUGUACUACCAUUUCUUUCGUGUAUGUCUUAUUUUCUGGUUCUCAGUUUCGACCUGUGGGCCUACACUUCUAUUUUGAGGCCGAAAGAUUUGUCGUCUGUUUCUCUCUACCAA
Messenger RNA from Panicum virgatum (switchgrass), 858 nucleotides. RefSeq names its product protein PELPK1-like. The coding region runs from base 74 to 517 and encodes 147 amino acids. The record is from RefSeq and is a predicted model, not a curated record. Lineage: Eukaryota; Viridiplantae; Streptophyta; Magnoliopsida; Poales; Poaceae. The transcript has a single exon.